CCCCCCCCCCCCCCCCCCCCCCCCCCCCCCCCCCCCCCCCCCCCCCCCCCCCCCCCCCCCCCCCCCCCCCCCCCCCCCCCCCCCCCCCCCCCCCCCCCCCCCCCCCCCCCCCCCCCCCCCCCCCCCCCCCCCCCCCCCCCCCCCCCCCCCCCCCCCCCCCCCCCCCCCCCCCCCCCCCCCCCCCCCCCCCCCCCCCCCCCCCCCCCCCCCCCCCCCCCCCCCCCCCCCCCCCCCCCCCCCCCCCCCCCCCCCCCCCCCCCCCCCCCCCCCCCCCCCCCCCCCCCCCCCCCCCCCCCCCCCCCCCCCCCCCCCCCCCCCCCCCCCCCCCCCCCCCCCCCCCCCCCCCCCCCCCCCCCCCCCCCCCCCCCCCCCCCCCCCCCCCCCCCCCCCCCCCCCCCCCCCCCCCCCCCCCCCCCCCCCCCCCCCCCCCCCCCCCCCCCCCCCCCCCCCCCCCCCCCCCCCCCCCCCCCCCCCCCCCCCCCCCCCCCCCCCCCCCCCCCCCCCCCCCCCCCCCCCCCCCCCCCCCCCCCCCCCCCCCCCCCCCCCCCCCCCCCCCCCCCCCCCCCCCCCCCCCCCCCCCCCCCCCCCCCCCCCCCCCCCCCCCCCCCCCCCCCCCCCCCCCCCCCCCCCCCCCCCCCCCCCCCCCCCCCCCCCCCCCCCCCCCCCCCCCCCCCCCCCCCCCCCCCCCCCCCCCCCCCCCCCCCCCCCCCCCCCCCCCCCCCCCCCCCCCCCCCCCCCCCCCCCCCCCCCCCCCCCCCCCCCCCCCCCCCCCCCCCCCCCCCCCCCCCCCCCCCCCCCCCCCCCCCCCCCCCCCCCCCCCCCCCCCCCCCCCCCCCCCCCCCCCCCCCCCCCCCCCCCCCCCCCCCCCCCCCCCCCCCCCCCCCCCCCCCCCCCCCCCCCCCCCCCCCCCCCCCCCCCCCCCCCCCCCCCCCCCCCCCCCCCCCCCCCCCCCCCCCCCCCCCCCCCCCCCCCCCCCCCCCCCCCCCCCCCCCCCCCCCCCCCCCCCCCCCCCCCCCCCCCCCCCCCCCCCCCCCCCCCCCCCCCCCCCCCCCCCCCCCCCCCCCCCCCCCCCCCCCCCCCCCCCCCCCCCCCCCCCCCCCCCCCCCCCCCCCCCCCCCCCCCCCCCCCCCCCCCCCCCCCCCCCCCCCCCCCCCCCCCCCCCCCCCCCCCCCCCCCCCCCCCCCCCCCCCCCCCCCCCCCCCCCCCCCCCCCCCCCCCCCCCCCCCCCCCCCCCCCCCCCCCCCCCCCCCCCCCCCCCCCCCCCCCCCCCCCCCCCCCCCCCCCCCCCCCCCCCCCCCCCCCCCCCCCCCCCCCCCCCCCCCGCCCUGCCGCGGCUCGGGGCCCCCCCCCCCCCCCCCCCCCCCCCCCCCCCCCCCCCCCCCCCCCCCCCCCCCCCCCCCCCCCCCCCCCCCCCCCCCCCCCCCCCCCCCCCCCCCCCCCCCCCCCCCCCCCCCCCCCCCGAGCCGCGGCUCGGGGCGGCUGUGGGCCCGGCCGGGGGGAAUUGGGGUGUCGGGGCGGCUGAAGGCAGCUUAG
This is a messenger RNA of Ficedula albicollis (Collared flycatcher), 1533 nucleotides long. RefSeq names its product basic proline-rich protein-like. The record is from RefSeq and is a predicted model, not a curated record. The annotation marks the transcript as partial. The transcript is spliced from 4 exons. NCBI's taxonomy places the organism in Eukaryota, Metazoa, Chordata, Aves, Passeriformes, Muscicapidae.